Daucus carota subsp. sativus is the source of this 2273-nucleotide messenger RNA. RefSeq names its product AT-hook motif nuclear-localized protein 9. The transcript has 5 exons. Bases 1054 to 1953 code for a protein of 299 amino acids. Gene Ontology annotation, molecular function: minor groove of adenine-thymine-rich DNA binding. The record is from RefSeq and is a predicted model, not a curated record. Lineage: Eukaryota; Viridiplantae; Streptophyta; Magnoliopsida; Apiales; Apiaceae.
AGAUACUCUAUCUACCACUGCCCUUUUUCUGUUGCACCUUGUUUCUCUGCAUCUAUCAUUCUAUCCAACUCCUCCUGCACUGCACUGCUGCUAUCACAACAAAAAGUUCCAUCAAUGCACUUGUGCUCAACAUCUUUUUAGCUCUUACUGCAGCACUUUCUCAUUCAUGGCUGCUUUUCUGUACUUCCACUGCCUCUUUUCACUGCAUUUUCCUUUAUCUCUUAUGUUCUUCUUGUCCUUGCUAGUCAAGUUACUUUACUCAACUUUCUUUAGCAUUUGCUUUGGUAAUGUAAUUGCAUUGGUUUUAAAUUAUGUUCCCUCAUGGUUUUGCAUUCUUUUCGGAACGUAAUAUAUGAUCCUGAUAAGCCUUCAUCGUAAUAACUAGGUGUAUUAGAAGAACCGGCAGCUUAACAGUUAACACCCCCUUUAGAAAUUGACAGUUCACCCUUAUUACUUGAUGUGGUUUAGUGAUAUAUUAGGCCAGAGUGUACAAAAUUUACUUCAUCCUGUUUAACCGUUAAGAUUAAGCCUACUUCUUUACCCUUUGAUUUGGUGAGCUGUUAAUAUCUUGGAGAUUGCGGGCCAAUUUUCAAACAGUUUUUAAACUCAUUGUUUAUCUUUCAAUAUAGUUAUUUGUUUUCAUGUUGUUAUGAAGCAAUUGUCAUUUGGUUAUUCCUUCCUUUUGUGUUUGGUACAUAAUUUUCCAUCAUUUUUUUUUAAUUUUAAAGCCUUCACAUACAUUAGCAAAAGAAAGAAAGAAAGAAAAAGAAUCAGCGUCAAAGACAUCUUUGUGGUCUAGUAAUUUUUUUUUACUUCAUAUAUAUCUUUUUUGAAUACAUAGAAUUUACAGAGUUUUGGUUACGUACUUUGUUAAGUACAAUGUACAGCUGAUGAAUUUUGUUUUGUUUUAGGGGGGAAUUGUAGAUUUGUGAGAGCAUUGCAAGUAUUUUGCAACUUAAUUCCGAGGACUUGGAUUAAAGUGGUUCAACUGAAAGUUGGAUCAAACGUGUUUUAUUUGAGUCGUUUAUUGUGGUAAUAAGAAAAAGUAAAUGUAUGGAUCCGAGGAAUGCCAUGUCGUUGUCAGGGUCACCUCCAUACUAUAUGCAGAGAGAAAUAUCCGCUUCGGUGUCAGGGCAAGGUCCAGGGACAGAGCCAGGGUUUUUAUUUAGUCCUGAUGAUCAUUUUCAAACAAAUAUGGGUAGUACUUCAUUUGGAUCAACACUACAAGUGGACUCUUCAUUCACAACUUCACCACAUGGGGUUAAUGUAGGAGCACCAGCAGCUGUGGCGGUGCCUGAGCCUCUGAGACGAAGAAGGGGAAGACCUCGCAAAUAUGGACCUGAGGGUGUGGCUUCUUUAGGGUUGUCUCCCUCUUCUUCCUCAUCUCUUAGUAAGUUAAUGCCAUUUCAGAAGCGUGGUAGAGGACGGCCAGCAGGAAGUGGUAGAAAGCAACAACAAUUAGCUCCGCUUGGUGCAUGGCUCUCUGGUACAGCUGGGAUGGGUUUUACCCCACAUGUCAUCACCGUAGCAGUAGGAGAAGACAUUACAGCAAAAAUAAUGUCAUUUUUGCAGCAAGUGUCAAGAGCUAUCUGCAUAUUGUCAGCCACUGGUGUAAUAUCUACAGUAACUCUUCGUCAACCAUCGACCUCUGGAGGCACCCUUACAUACGAGGGCCGUUUCGAGAUAUUGUGUCUGUCAGGCUCCUACUUGCACUCUGAUGUUGGUAGUUCCCGGGGCCAAACUGGUGGCCUGAGUAUAUCCCUUGCCAAUCCUGAUGGUGGCGUUAUAGGCGGUGGAGUUGGGGGAGUACUUAUUGCUGCAAGUCCUGUUCAGGUAAUAAUAGGGAGCUUUAUGUGUAGCAGUCCUAAGACGAAGAGUGUUGCAAAUGCAGAUAACACAGAUCACCAGAUAGGUGAAAACCCAAUAAAUCAAGUGCAUUCUCAUCUGAGUUAAGGUCUCAGUCCGACUUCAAUAUGUGGUAGGUCGUCUUCAAGUUCACAAGAUGCAAGAUUUCUUGUUGAUAGUGUUUAACAUUUACUUUGGUGCGGUUGACAUUUCCGUAGUAUGCAGAUGCACAUUGUGUACAUAUGUAUAUACCAUUUCAAACUAGACAAGUAUGUAGAUAGAUGUUCAACUAUAGCACAAGAUACUCAACUCUGUUUCUCAUCUUGACUGUUUGGAUGUCGGACGCUCCCGUAGACAGUUAAUUCUGAACGUGUUUAAUGCCAAAUUAGCUGAACUAGUUGCUAUGCAGUUUCAUAUAUUUAUAAGUA